Anisakis simplex (herring worm) is the source of this 357-nucleotide messenger RNA. The record is from the annotation of a GenBank genome assembly. NCBI's taxonomy places the organism in Eukaryota, Metazoa, Nematoda, Chromadorea, Rhabditida, Anisakidae.
AAUGCGAAUGGUGAAUGGAAUUAUCGAGGACGGCCAUUAGAGAAAUCAUUCCUGUACGAUAUCGUGUCGAAUUCUAUUGAUUCGUUGGAUGUGGACAAAUUCGACUAUCUCCUUCGUGACUCACAUCAUGCCUCAAUUGCCAUCUCAUUCAAUCAGAAUAAUGUGAUGAGAAUAAUGGAUUGGAUGCGACCGAUUGAGGUUGAAGAGCGAUUGCCGAGUGGCGUUUUGGUGAAAUGCUCAAGGAUUUGUUACGCGAUAAAAGUGUUGAACGAUAUCGAUAUUGUUGGACAGAGCAGAUAUGCUUUACAUGAACGAUUGUACUCGCAUCAUACUGUUAGGGCUUAUCAAGCGAUGUGA